Messenger RNA from Styela clava, 1329 nucleotides. Lineage: Eukaryota; Metazoa; Chordata; Ascidiacea; Stolidobranchia; Styelidae. The record is from RefSeq and is a predicted model, not a curated record.
UCAAGUACAUAAUUAAUAUAAGUUCUAUACUAAAACAUUUCUGAAAUGUCGCUUUCAAAGAAACCUCCACUAUACUACUUUGGAUUUAUAUCAAUAUGGACAUUACUUUUACUUGGAGUAAACGGACAACUAAGAGUAUGUAGGAACAGAACAGCGGAUGUUUAUGACGUCACAUUCACUCUAUCGACUGACGUUCACGUAGAAAUCACAGGACCGAAGAGCCUGCAGUUGUACGCUGAUGUUGCCUGGGUUGCAAGUAUACCGAACAAUGUCCAACUUGAUGGGUUUGCUGUUCAUCUCCUUGACACAGAAACAAAACGAAAUCAUUCUAUCACUUCUCAUUCAAUUGAACCUGUAUCGGCCUGUCAUUCGGGAGAAAACCAUAUGUGGAUAUCAACGACAGAGACCAGCGUAUGCGACACGAAUGAUACCAUACCUGAAUGCGCCAAACAGCUUUUAACACAAGAAAAUACAAAUGUCUGUUUGUGCCCGCAACCUGAAUGCGGGCUCUUCUAUCCCGUGCAGUGCAAGUCAACCACCGAUCUACUGGGACCGAAUAAUAAUUAUCAUUUAACCGUUUUACCGACAACGAGAAACCUCUCUUUUCCUAUCAAUUUCGACACGGAAUACGAGUUUUCUAUCAGUCCGUAUUACAGGGAGUUUGCUAAUUUGUCACCAUACACCACGAUAAUACACGAGAUAUCGACGUGCCAUCCAGCAGUUUUGGAAGCCAUAGGUCAGUCUGCGAUUGGAUCGUCAUGUAUGGAAAUAACAUGGACACCAGUGCCGGACGUUCUCGAGUAUUUGGUUGAAGUCAGCAUCGGUCCUGCAAACGUCACCAAUAUAAUUACGUCACUAACUACGUCAGAUGCAACAGCUAAAAUAUGUGGACUCAAUGUGUGUGUGUCUUACACCGUCACUGUAUCCUACUUCAUAGGCGAAGCGAAGAAUGUGCUUCAGGAACCGUCAACUCAUGUUAUUCCAUUAAUCCUUCCCACACCAGACGAAACAACGACCUCUAGUGAUACUACUGCGCCUCCAACAUCAAGCCCGACAACUACAGGAAGUACUUGUACUGAAACGCAAUGCGAUCAAAAUGCAGAUUGUCAAGAUUUCGGGAAUGGGAACCUCGGAUGCGUUUGCGUGCUGGGAUACACUGGUGAUGGUCUGACUUGUACAGACAUUUCAGAAUGCGAUGUUGACAUUGACAACUGCAGUCCGUUCGCUUCUUGUUUCAAUUUCGCUGGAUCCUACGAUUGUCAAUGCAAUGCCGGAUAUUUUGGGAAUGGAUCUGUAUGUGAAGAACUUGUCUCAGAACUAUCUGGGUAG